UCCCACCUGUGAGACAGCGAGGGCGUCACAAACGCUAUCCCACAUUGCAGGUUGCAGGCCCACUUCUUAUCUUGCGAGAACGACACCAAAUGACACGCACACAUAGUUCAACAUAGUUGAGAAUUGGGAUUGGGACAUAUGUUCUGAAUAUUCGUUCCUCUUGUAGAAAUGUUUGACAUACGACAAUGUGACUCGAGUGGACAAUAAAUAAGGAUAGCGAAAGUAUCAUGGCACCUAACCAACGUCAACGACAGCUCGUUUUGUCAAAGAAAGAAUUGAAAAAGAUUAAUGGAAGAAGAUUCUCAAAGCCAGAAGAAUCUUCCGACGUGGGACUUGUCUAUCCCAAUUAUGAUACAGCUUUUAAAUUGCUAUUGUCAGCAAGAUUUUGCUCAGCUGUAUGGUGUCACAUAACAGACUGUGAUGAAACAUAUAAUUACUGGGAACCAAGUCAUUUCUUGCUAUAUGGAACAGGCCAGCAAACGUGGGAGUACAGUCCUGAAUAUGCCUUACGUUCGUAUAUGUACUUAUUAAUUCACAUGGUACCAGCAAAAGUUUAUCAUUAUCUAUUGGAACCAAAUCCCACACUAGUUUUCUAUUUUACGCGAUGCUUCCUAUCUGUGGGUUGUACAUUAUCUGAAUUAUACUUUUACAAGAGUGUCUAUCGCGAAUUUGGGAUCCAUGUGGCAAGACUUACAUUAGUAUUCCUCAUUCUCAGCUCUGGAAUGUAUAUCUCCAGUGCUGCGUUUUUACCAUCGUCUUUUUCAAUGUAUCUGAGUACUGUUGCUACUGCAGCUUGGUACGCUCGCCAGUAUGAAUUGGCUAUUUUUGCUACCGCUAUCUCUUCGUUACUUGGAUGGCCAUUUGCUGCGCUGCUUGGGCUUCCCAUCGCCGUUGAAAUGUUAAUACACAAACGAGAUUGGAUCAAAUUCAUAAAAUGGGUCAUUAUAUCUGCCGUUGUAAUUGUGAUACCAAUAGUGUGGGUGGAUUCCUUGUACUUCGGCAAACUUGUCAUCGCGCCAUUAAAUAUCAUAUUAUAUAAUAUUUUCACCAACCAUGGACCUAAUCUUUAUGGCACUGAGCCAUUCAGUUAUUACAUCAUUAAUGGAUUCCUGAAUUUCAAUUUUAUCUUUAUCGGUGCAUUGCUCGCACCCUUAGGCUUGUUUUUAGUAUGGCUGAUUGUGCCAACGCGUCCAAGAGAUCGUUCAUGUCUUUCUUACUGGUAUUCAUUGGCUCCUUUAUAUUUAUGGAUUCUUGUAUUCUUUGUUCAGCCGCACAAAGAGGAACGGUUCUUGUUUCCAGUAUAUCCUAUGAUUUGUUUAGCAGGCGCUAUAGCGGUGGAUAUUGUACAGAAGCUGUACUUUUAUGUUAGAACGAAACUCAAUCCAUCGCAUAUCAGUUGCCACUAUUUGCAAUAUACUGUACACAUAACUGUUCUAGCAAUACUAACAUGUGGUCUCUUGGGAUUAUCAAGAUCAUUGGCGAUAUAUAAAGGAUAUUAUGCUCCCAUGGAAAUUAUGACUGAAGUCAACAAACUGGAAACAGAAGGUAACAUACCUAGAGACGUUAAUAUAAAUUUCUGUAUUGGAAAAGAAUGGCAUCGCUUCCCUAGCAGUUUUUUCUUUAUUAUUUUCAGUUGGAAAUUACAAUACUUGAGAUCUGAAUUUAAAGGACAGUUACCUCAACCCUUCUUAGAUCAUGAAAAUGCAACAAGUGUAAUUCAAGCACAUUUUAACGAUAUGAAUAAAGAAGAACCAUCGCGUUAUUUUAAUUUAGAGAAGUGCCAUUUUCUGUUAGAUCUGGAUACAGAAACUGAAACAGUUUUAGAACCAAAUUACUCUCGCCUAAGUAAUCAGUUUAUUAUUGUGAAAUCUUCUAAAUUCUUAGAUGCAUCAAAAUCACAUCCAUUCUUCAGAGCUUUUUACAUUCCAUUUGUAUCUUAUAAGUUUUGUAAAUAUGGUUCAUAUAAUUUAUUACAAAAUAAGUUUAACUCCAUGCUUUUAUCAUCCAAGCAAAGACAUUCCCAGUUUUCUUAA
This is a messenger RNA of Cyphomyrmex costatus, 2033 nucleotides long. It is a transcript of the gene Alg9, whose product is annotated as alpha-1,2-mannosyltransferase Alg9. Gene Ontology annotation, cellular component: endoplasmic reticulum membrane. The transcript is spliced from 13 exons. Lineage: Eukaryota; Metazoa; Arthropoda; Insecta; Hymenoptera; Formicidae. Gene Ontology annotation, molecular function: alpha-1,2-mannosyltransferase activity. Bases 228 to 2033 code for a protein of 601 amino acids. Gene Ontology annotation, biological process: protein N-linked glycosylation. The record is from RefSeq and is a predicted model, not a curated record.